GUGAUUCUGAUCCGUCGUCUUGUGACAUUGGUCUAUCCGGGUCAAUUUUUGAUUAUUUUCUCUUAGCUUUUACUUAGCCAAACAGGUCGCUAGAACAUAUUUAAGUGGUAAAAUGAGAUUUCAAGAAUUCAACAUCGACAACGGCUACUUGGAGGGGCUUUGCCGUGGUUUUAAGAACGGAGUCCUGAAACAGGCGGAUUACAUCAACUUGGUGCAGUGCGAAACACUUGAUGAUUUGAAGCUGCAUCUGCAGAGCACUGAUUAUGGACAAUUCUUGGCUAAUGAACCUAGUCCGUUGGCUGUUUCCGUUAUUGAUGAUCGUCUGAGGGAAAAACUAGUCAUUGAAUUUCAGCACAUGAGAAAUCAUGCUGUUGAACCUCUGGCUACCUUCUUGGAUUACAUUACGUACAGCUACAUGAUUGACAACAUCAUAUUGUUGAUUACGGGCACUCUGCAUCAUCGUCCCAUCACUGAGCUAAUCAGCAAGUGCCAUCCUUUGGGAAGUUUUGAGCAAAUGGAAGCUAUUCAUGUUGCUUCUACUCCAGCUGAGCUUUACAAUGCUGUGCUGGUAGACACUCCAUUGGCUCCUUUCUUUGUAGAUUGCAUCAGCGAGCAGGAUUUGGAUGAAAUGAAUAUUGAGAUCAUUCGAAACACCCUGUACAAAGCAUAUCUUGAAUCAUUCUACCAGUAUUGCCAAACACUGGGAGGAACCACUGCUGAGGUCAUGUGUGAAAUUUUAGCAUUUGAAGCUGAUCGUCGCGCUUUGAUCAUUACUAUCAACUCUUUCGGCACUGAACUUUCCAAGGACGACCGAGUUAAAUUGUAUCCGACAUGUGGCCGACUUCAUCCUGACGGUCUUGCAGCCUUGGCUCGUGCUGACGAUUUCGAGCAAGUCCGUGGAAUUGCCGAAUAUUAUGCGGAGUAUAAAGAGCUGUUCGAUGGUUCUGGUAACAAUCCCGGUGAAAAAACCCUCGAGGACAAGUUUUUCGAAUACGAAGUGAAAUUGAACAUGUACGGAUUCAUGCAACAGUUCCACUUUGGCGUAUUUUACUCUUAUUUAAAGCUCAAAGAGCAAGAGUGUCGCAACAUUGUUUGGAUAUCCGAGUGCGUCGCUCAAAAGCAUCGCGCCAAGAUCGAUAACUACAUUCCCAUCUUCUAAGAACAAAUGCACCAACACAAGCCAUCUAAGCCAAUGAACCUUUUGUUUAUGAUUUUUUUUCUUCUCCCACGUUCAAUAGCUUAUCUUAUUACCAUUGUCCUGUCGUUGAAAUCAGAUUAUAUUAGACUACUCCUCUUCCCUACUUUUUUUGGUUACUUUUUAACACUAUUUGGUAAUUCGUCUAUGUGGCUGUAGAUUUAUUCGGUGUGUAAAUAUAUGUUAAUUCAAA
Molecule: messenger RNA, 1388 nt
Organism: Daphnia pulicaria
Lineage: Eukaryota; Metazoa; Arthropoda; Branchiopoda; Diplostraca; Daphniidae
Gene: VhaAC39-1
Product: V-type proton ATPase subunit d 1
Exons: 6
Coding region: 113-1159 (348 amino acids)
Biological process (GO): vacuolar acidification; proton transmembrane transport; vacuolar transport
Cellular component (GO): plasma membrane proton-transporting V-type ATPase complex; proton-transporting V-type ATPase, V0 domain; early endosome
Molecular function (GO): proton-transporting ATPase activity, rotational mechanism
Source: RefSeq, a predicted model, not a curated record